AUGUGCAAGUCAGGGUCAGAGUACGGUAGGACCACAGAAUCAGGCUUUGUGUCAGAUGUUCAGAUGUGCAAGUCAGGGUACGGUAUUGAUACAGUAUUCGGAUUAGAUGUGCUGGUCAGAGUACGGUAG
Haemonchus placei is the source of this 129-nucleotide messenger RNA. The record is from the annotation of a GenBank genome assembly. NCBI's taxonomy places the organism in Eukaryota, Metazoa, Nematoda, Chromadorea, Rhabditida, Trichostrongylidae.